Messenger RNA from Procambarus clarkii (red swamp crayfish), 3956 nucleotides. RefSeq names its product C-C chemokine receptor type 6. The record is from RefSeq and is a predicted model, not a curated record. Gene Ontology annotation, cellular component: membrane. Gene Ontology annotation, biological process: G protein-coupled receptor signaling pathway. NCBI's taxonomy places the organism in Eukaryota, Metazoa, Arthropoda, Malacostraca, Decapoda, Cambaridae. Gene Ontology annotation, molecular function: G protein-coupled receptor activity.
AGUGUACUGUCUCCUGGGUGGAGACAACCACAAACAAAAUUACGAAUACGAAAAAUCUAUAUUUUUUGUUAACUUGGUGGAUAAAGUGAUGGGCAUAAGUGGUGGGCAGCAACUCUUGCCUCGUAAAUUGGCUGGUGGCCGACCGCGUCACCCACGCCCUCCCGCCCAGCAUUUCAACACACCGUGCUCUGGGGAACACCACCAGCCGUCACAAUCAACACACUGGCAACACAACACCAUCACAUCCUCGGCAACACACAGUCAUCGUUGCAAGGUAUUGGUGGCAGCAGUUAAGGUUGCGAGUUCCAAAGUCAAGUCAUCCUUAGCUGGAGGAGGACCUCUUCAUGCCAACAUUGUAUCAGAUAUCACAGACACCAGCUGAAGUGAGAGAUCACAAUAUCCCGGCUGUGUAAUGCUGAAGUUUAAGAAAUAAUUGUGGUACACGAAGAGGCUAAAACAAAACACAAUAUCAAGCCAUGGAUUCACUGGACAUGACCCGUCUAGAUUUUUACUCCAACUCCCAGCAGGUGACCAAUUGUUCCCUUACAUGUCCAAGGAACACCACCAUAGAGAAUGAGAUGUGGUGGGAAUCCGUCACAACUGCUGUGGUAACGAAGGAGUCAGUGGUGAUGACUGUGGCGUGUGUGGUGGGUCUGGUGGCCAACACCCUCGUUGUCUGUGUCCUGGCUGCCUCCAAGAAUGAGCUGAGCCUCGCCGCCAGGUAUAUUGUGAAUCGGGCUGCGGCCGACAUCCUCUUCCUGGUAACAGUUCCGUACGACUCUCGGGCACACCUACACAACUCCUGGGUGUUCGGCUCCUUGUUGUGUAAACUCCGCUCGGCACUCGUCCUUAUUGGUCCUGUUAUGAGUUCAGUCUUCCUGGUGGCUCUGAGUGGCAGCUGGUACGUUGAUACCUGCAUGGCGGGAGUCUCGGCCAAGCUCCGCUCGACCCUUGUAAAUGUAGUUUCCACCGUCUCUUGGUUCACUAUUUUACUCUUCAGCAUACCAACAUUUCUGCAAUCUGAGGUUUUCAAGGAGGUUCUGCAGGAACGUUUCCACUGUGUGUCUCUGCCCCUGUCUGAAGACGCCUUGCUGAGUCAACUCCUCCGGUUUCUUAUCAUAAUCCUGGUAUUUGUAGCCCCACUGGUGAUGUGCUGGGUGUUGAUGAGCCUAGUCAUCCCCGCACACACCAGUAGGCCCUGCACCCCUCCCGAGCACAGCACCUCACACAUGACUACAGACGAGUCAGUGCGCCAUUAUAGACUGCUCCUGUCUCUGUUGGUGACCUUCACAGCCUGUCAGCUGCCCUACUGGUUAGUGUACCUGGUGAAUGAGUUUAUACGAGGAGUCAAGCUUGGUGAAGCUGUGAUGCUGGCCUUCUCGGCAACGCUGUGCCUCCCCAGCGUCAACGCCGCCCUCAACCCACUGCUGUGUAUCUACUACCUGCAGGACCUCAGGAGGUGUGAGACCAAGGCUAAGACUACCCAGGAGCAGCCUCAGUUGAUAGCUCUAGUUGCUCUCUGACUUUACUGGCUCUCACGGUGUUCUUCUUGCCAACAUGUGUGUGCCUCUUCUGGCUGGCAAGCCUAAACUAGCCAGAUUGGUUUCCAACCAUCAACAUGAUUCCAUAGUGUCUUUGUCAGAAUUUUUAAAUCAUACCAAAUCACCGUAAUUGUUCUGAACAUUUAAAUACAUAAAUUGCAACAGUUAAGGAAAAAUGAUAGCCCAUCGAAUUAAAUAUGUAAAGUGAGAGAACUUGAAACAAACGCGCAGAGACAGUCAUACAGCAGAGACAGAGACGUUUACAGUAAAUAAACACAAUACCAGUUAGAUUAGAUUCCCACCCUGCCAUACCACAUGCAAGCCUGUCUUACCAACAACCACAGGACCAGGGCCUAGCACUUUACAACAGCCUUCUGAUAAUAUCCUAUCUGGCAACAGCAGUGAUCACACUCCACUGUCCCCCUUACUUGACAACAACAGCAGUGAUCACACUCUACGGUCCCCCUUACUUGACAACAACAGCAGUGAUCACACUCCACGGUCCCCCUUACUUGACAACAACAACAGUGAUCACACUCCACGGUCCCCCUUACUUGACAGCAACAACAGUGAUCACACUCCACGGUCCCCCUUACUUGACAACAACAACAGUGAUCACACUCCACGGUCCCCCUUACUUGACAACAACAGCAGUGAUCACACUCCACGGUCCCCCUUACUUGACAACAACAACAGUGAUCACACUCCACGGUCCCCCUUACUUGACAACAACAACAGUGAUCACACUCCACGGUCCCCCUUACUUGACAACAACAACAGUGAUCACACUCCACGGUCCCCCUUACUUGACAACAACAACAGUGAUCACACUCCACGGUCCCCCUUACUUGACAACAACAACAGUGAUCACACUCCACGGUCCCCCCUUACUUGACAACAACAACAGUGAUCACACUCCACGGUCCCCCCUUACUUGACAACAACAACAGUGAUCACACUCUACGGUCCCCCUUACUUGACAGCAACAACAGUGAUCACACUCUACGGUCCCCCUUACUUGACAGCAACAACAGUGAUCACACUCCACGGUCCCCCCUUACUUGACAGCAACAACAGUGAUCACACUCUACGGUCCCCCUUACUUGACAGCAACAACAGUGAUCACACUCCACGGUCCCCCCUUACUUGACAGCAACAACAGUGAUCACACUCCACGGUCCCCCUUACUUGACAGCAACAACAGUGAUCACACUCCACGGUCCCCCCUUACUUGACAGCAACAACAGUGAUCACACUCUACGGUCCCCCUUACUUGACAGCAACAACAGUGAUCACACUCCACGGUCCCCCUUACUUGACAGCAACAACAGUGAUCACACUCCACGGUCCCCCUUACUUGACAGCAACAACAGUGAUCACACUCUACGGUCCCCCUUACUUGACAGCAACAACAGUGAUCACACUCCACGGUCCCCCUUACUUGACAGCAACAACAGUGAUCACACUCCACGGUCCCCCUUACUUGACAACAACAACAGUGAUCACACUCUACGGUCCCCCUUACUUGACAGCAACAACAGUGAUCACACUCCACGGUCCCCCUUACUUGACAACAACAACAGUGAUCACACUCCACGGUCCCCCUUACUUGACAACAACAACAGUGAUCAUACUCCACGGUCCCCCUUACUUGACAGCAACAACAGUGAUCACACUCCAUGGUCCCCCCUUACUUGACAACAACAACAGUGAUCACACUCCAUGGUCCCCCCUUACUUGACAGCAACAACAGUGAUCGCUUCCCACGACUCCUCCACCUGCCAACAACGGUGUAAUCACUGGUCUUGUACAUGAAUUAAGUUACAUUUUUAUUGUCAUUGGAUGUAAGUAAUUUUGAGCGAGCCUUUAGAGGGUCAUGUAGCCUAGUGUCUGAUUCGUGUAAAACUUUGUUCUUGAGUCGUGUAUAGCCAUAUAAAACUAGCAUUUGAGCCACUUGGAAGUAGUCCGAGAGUUAACAAGAGCCAUUUCUAUUGUUAUUCAUAUUUACUCAGCUGUAAUUAUGGCAUUAUUACCUGGAAGAUCAAAUUUAAGCAUCAUUGUCGUUAGGACGGACGCGAGGCUUCCUAGUGACUUAGUAUUAGGCUCUGUAUUUGUAUAAUGCUUUCUUGAUACUUUGGUAAUAUUUGGGAAUUGUGUGUACUCACCUAGUUGUGCUUGCAGGGGUUGAGCUCUUUGGUGUGUGUGCAUGUAUACGUGUGUAUAUUCAUGCUUUAUCGUGACUGUUUUUUGUUUGAAAAAACAUCAGUACUAUACAUUUGUUAAACAUCUCCGAAGUCGUAAUAUCGCACCCCACAUUGUUGUAUGUGUCAGAUAUAUCCUGCUUUCAGCGUCUUUGUAUCAUAACAUUAAGCAUUCACAUGUGAAUGAGCUUUGUAGCAUUAAAACAACAUAUUU